UUCUCUGCCGACCUCUUUUUAUAUCUCAUUUCUCUCUCCCUUCUUUUUCUCACAAACCCAAACAUAUCUCUCUCUCUCUCUCUCUCUCUCUCUCUCUCUUUCUAAGUUAUCUCUGUGAAACCCUAACUCCGAAGGAUUAUCAAUGAAAGGUGCUAAAUCGAAGUCUGAUGCUACCAAAAAUGGUGAUAAGCUUUCUGUGAAGAGAAAAGUUGCUGCUAAUGAUGCAGGAGGAAGAAAAACUUCUAAGAAAGAGAAGGCUGUCAAGGAUCCUAACAAGCCAAAGAGACCUGCUAGUGCCUUCUUCGUAUUCAUGGAGGAUUUCAGGACACAAUUUAAGGAAAAGCAUCCUAACAAUAAAUCUGUCUCAGUUGUUGGUAAAGCUGGUGGAGAUAAGUGGAAAUCCUUGUCCGAUGCUGAAAAAGCUCCUUAUGUAGCCAAGGCAGAGAAAAGGAAGGUUGAAUACAACAAAACCAUGGACGCAUACAACAAGAAAUUGGCUGGAGGGUCAAAUGCUGAUGAUGAUGAAGAAGAAGAAUCUGACAAAUCAAAGUCUGAAGUUAAUGAUGAAGAUGAGGAGGAAGAAGGAAGUGAUGAGGAGGAAGAGGAUGACUAGAUAGGAAGUACAGUAGAGAGGGAGGAAGAGCUUGGAGAUGUGCGUUUCUAACUGUUUUUGGUCUUUCUAGUUUACAACACUUGUGUUAUGGAAAAUAUAUGCUUCUAGUACUUUGUGGAGGCCUAAAUUUACUAUUGUACCUACUCACUCUUCUUCCUUUUUAUGUUCAAUGGUUAAGUUAAGUUAGUUCUUUUUCUUUCA
Molecule: messenger RNA, 814 nt
Organism: Papaver somniferum (opium poppy)
Lineage: Eukaryota; Viridiplantae; Streptophyta; Magnoliopsida; Ranunculales; Papaveraceae
Product: high mobility group B protein 3-like
Exons: 8
Coding region: 143-613 (156 amino acids)
Source: RefSeq, a predicted model, not a curated record